AUGGUGGGUAUGCAGUUAAUUAAAUGUGUACAGUUCACUUAUGUUCAAAGUAGAAAUGAUAAACACUUUAAUUUUACAUCUGUAAAAUCGCUCAGAGCUGUGAACGACACAAUAUUAUUGCAGCAAAAAUCAAGUAAAAACUUGACAUUGUUAAAAUUAUUAGUAUCAACGAAUGAAUCAAACAAUCAAAUACAAUAUAUUGAAACGCCGAUUAAUUCAGCAACAACGAUAUUGACCAAGUGGAAUAUGCAAAUUACUUCAACUUAUUUGGAACCCAAUCAAACAAAAGACACUCAAAACACUUAUACGAGUAGUGCAGCAAUAGUGACAAAACCAAAUUCAUAUAUAUUAAAUGAAGACGAUUAUUCAGAUGAGGAACUCAAUGACGAAGAAAGAAAACGAGUUAAACGAGCUUUCACCUGUAAAGUUGAUGGCUAUUUUCCAGAUUACAACAAUUGUCGAAUCUAUCAUAUGUGUAACGGUGGUAUAGGUACAGCCGUUGUAUGCGGAGAAGGAACAGUUUGGGAUCCAGAAAAGAAAAUUUGUGGCUGGACCAAUACUGUUGAAUGUAGAAAUGGCAUAAGAAAAUGGGAAAAAAUUACUGACAUGCGAGGAAUGACAUUGUUUUCGACUGAUUCAGCGCGUGCAUGGCAAAAAAAGUCAACAAAAAAGUGGACAGCAUUAAAAGUU
Molecule: messenger RNA, 690 nt
Organism: Didymodactylos carnosus
Lineage: Eukaryota; Metazoa; Rotifera; Eurotatoria; Philodinida; Philodinidae
Source: the annotation of a GenBank genome assembly